GUUUCGUUUCACGCGGACCUGCGUUCUUCGCUGCUGCCGUUUUUUUUUCGCUUUUCGCCGCCAAAUUUUAUGCGCGAUUUUUGAAUCGGGUUUUUACGAGUUUUACAUACCUUUUUUCUCUUUCCUUGCGCCUUUUACCUGGUUUCGAUUCGUCUGCGUAUGGUAAAUCGUCUAUAAACGUUUUGUUUUCGUGGUGAAUUUUCAAUGAUAAAUAUAAUAGUGAUUACAAGUGCAUGUGAGUGAAAACCUACACUGAAGUUUAUCGUGAUUCGCGUGAGUCGUACGAAUUCGCGCUAUUUUACGUAAUCGGUUCGGAAAAGCAGCCAGAUUCCGGAAGAGGCAGUUGAUCAGAUGUUGACAAUUGAUGCGAUAUUUUGUUGAUACAAUUUAAACGGGAAUUGUUAUUGUUGGCACGAAUAGAUCCUGCUGCAUCUUCAUCCAAUGUCUGUGCUCGUAUCGAACCCCAUCGCCUCAAGUUUCACCACUUGACGGGAUCCAACGUCGGCUCGAGAUUGUCGCCGAAUUUCAGGCACACAGUUGGCUAAAAUUUCGAUGAAAAUAUCGAUAAAAUGGUGACCAUGAACGUCGGUACUUAUAACAAUAAUUGCUCGGGUGUGUACAGCGGAUCUGCAGACUGCUAUACAAAUUCUGGCUACGAUCACUACCAAUACCACCACCAUCACUACUACCAAGAUCAAGUCUACCCAUCCGACUACUGCGGUACUGCCAACCGGAUCGAACCCUUACCCAAACAAUACAACAAUGUCGGAUACUACGACUCGAUGCUCGGAUACAGCGACUACAGCAAUAACAGCGCAGACUUGAAUGAUUUCCGUCGAGAAGACACCCACUAUUACCCGUUGUCGCAUCAAUCGCAUCAUCAACACUACCAUCAAGACGAUGUCAACAUCAUUACGUCGGCCAACGGAUUAAGUUACACGAAUUUAGAUUACACGACUAGUUCGGAGAAUUACAGUUACCAUCUGAAAACGCCGCCCAAGGAAUACGUUAAUUAUGAAACAGUCGACGUGAAGAGAUCGGAAAACGAUCAGCAUACGCGAAGGCAUGACGACUGUCACGAGAACAUCGAUUACCUUCAACAACAGCAACAGCAACAGCAACAACAAAGUGCAAUAACAACCGACGAACAUUACCAAAGCACCUAUACGCCUUCGUCGGUCAAAGAAGAGCCCCAUUACCAUCAACAUACAGCAGCGUCUUCCGCUAUAAAUCCGUUACCAGAUUAUCAUCAUCAAUCUAUCGUACCUAUACACCAUAUACAUCAGAAUGCCCACCAUCACCAUCAGUCACAACAUGUUAAUCCGACCGCUAGCACGGCGCAAACCAGCGUGCCUACGUAUAAAUGGAUGCAAGUCAAAAGAAAUGUACCUAAGCCUGCUACCAAAACGUUACCUUCAGAUUAUCAAGCUAGUAAUAACAAUUACAGUAACGCCAACGUUCUCCAGACCAACACCGGUAAUGGAAAUAUGUUAAUCGGAAGUCACUAUGGAAGUAAUUCGAACAUUAUGCAAAAUGGAGGAAAUGCGUUGUUAAACAACAGCGGAAGAACUAAUUUUACUAAUAAACAGCUCACAGAAUUGGAGAAAGAGUUUCAUUUUAAUAAAUACUUAACCAGGGCGAGAAGAAUCGAAAUAGCUACUACUCUUCAGCUGAACGAGACACAAGUGAAAAUAUGGUUCCAGAAUCGUCGAAUGAAACAGAAGAAAAGAAUGAAAGAAGGAUUAAUACCGCAAGAUGUAGGUAGCAUGAAUAUCGGUUCUAGUUGUCCUGUGAAUAGUACGAGUAGUACUAGCAAUUCUCCUACGACUGUACAAAACACUUCGCAUCAGAAUGAAGACAGUAUGGAUUAGCUGGAUGAGUUUUUUUUAUAGGUAAUUAAUUUUUUGUGUUUUUUUGUUUUUUUUUAUUCCCACGAGUGAAUCAGUUACAAUUCGUCAGUUCCGAUCGAGCUGAAAUUUGGAUCACUGAGAGAGCAUUUGUGACCCUGAUCUCGGAGUGGAAUUAUCAAAUUUUCAGAUGUCGAAGUAGAUUUUUUGAUUUUUGGUAAAUGGUAGAAACAGCAUAUCUACCCCCUAAUAUGUUAAUUUUGUAAAAAAAAAAAAAAAAAAAAAAAGAGUAAAAA
Molecule: messenger RNA, 2143 nt
Organism: Planococcus citri (citrus mealybug)
Lineage: Eukaryota; Metazoa; Arthropoda; Insecta; Hemiptera; Pseudococcidae
Product: homeobox protein Hox-A1-like
Exons: 3
Coding region: 570-1871 (433 amino acids)
Biological process (GO): regulation of transcription by RNA polymerase II
Cellular component (GO): nucleus
Molecular function (GO): DNA-binding transcription factor activity, RNA polymerase II-specific; RNA polymerase II cis-regulatory region sequence-specific DNA binding
Source: RefSeq, a predicted model, not a curated record